Molecule: messenger RNA, 1158 nt
Organism: Iphiclides podalirius (scarce swallowtail)
Lineage: Eukaryota; Metazoa; Arthropoda; Insecta; Lepidoptera; Papilionidae
Source: the annotation of a GenBank genome assembly
AUGAACCGAUCCAACGGCACGCAGGUCCUUCUGAGGCGCCUAGACCUCGGACUGGCUGGUAACUUCAGUUGCGAAGUCACCGCCGAAUCGCCAUCUUUCGCGACUCAAAUAGCCACAAAGUUCAUCGACGUCAUCGCGCUGCCUGUUUCGGAUCCCACUUUGCAUGCGGAUAAGGACCGGUAUCAGCCAGGAGAAACUUUGAGAGCAAACUGCUCUUCGGCUCCCGCCAGACCUGCAGCCAACCUCACUAUUUACGUUAACGAUGACCCUCAGCGUUCGUCGGAGACUAGCCUUCAUUCGUCGGGCAAUGGGUUGUUCACUACACGGGUAACGGUUGAACUGGUGGUGACGCCAGGGCUGUUUCCUGGUGGUCGACUGAGGCUGGAGUGCGCGGCCACGAUAUUCGACGUAUACGCAAGAACGGCAAAAUUAGACUUCUUCACGCCCGAUACAGAUCCGAGACCUGAGAGAAUCACUCUCAACGGCGGUGCGCCUACGUACUACCGGAAUCUGUUUCUCCUCUUUCUCCUGCUGUUCUUACCGACGGUCUUCUGCCAGGAUUACGGCGAGUACGAGAGCGUUUUCGACGGAUCUGCAUUGGGAGUUGUAUUAUCAAAAGUUUAUAAUACGUUUCACGAGGUACCCACAAGAAUAACUCCAUUUAAGCCAAAAGUUCUCGGAAAGACAUGCCUCCUUAAGCCAGAUACUGGUCCAUGUCGGGGUGACAUUGCCAUGUACUAUUUUAAGCCAGAAACUAUGAAAUGUGAGCGGUUUAGCUGGGGCGGCUGUCAGGGAAAUGGAAAUAGAUUCGACACAGAAAAUGAAUGCAUGGAGACAUGUCUGUCUCAACCGAGUAAGCCUUCUGUUCGCCCAAAGUGGUGCCAUCUCGCUUUCGAUUACGGUUUCUGUUUUGGCGCCGUGAAGCGUUGGUACUACGACAAGCAAUGGAAUGUGUGCAAGGAGACAAUAUACUCUGGAUGCGGUGGCAACAAAAACAAUUUCUACAACUCGGAACAAUGCGAUUCCAUUUGCCGCUUCAAUAAAGGUGCCAUCAAAGAAUCAGCCGAUAUAUCCGGAAAUCUAAAAAAAGUUCUGAUUAUUAACCCAUUGCAAGCCAGCCAACCGGGUGCUCUUACCAUACCUACCAAGCCAAAUAAA